AUGGAGUUUUUUUAUUGGAAGGGAGUCGAUUUGACGACAUACCCAUGGAGGGAAGGGGGAGUGAUUCUAUCAUUUGAUUUCGCCCAUCAAGUGUUUGAGAAAUUGCUUCUACCAGAUAUUUUCGACAAUCCUUAUCUUGGGUAUGAGAUUGCAAUCAUUAAUGGAUUACCUGCUGUAAUUUCAUACUAUCUAUAUGAUUAUGAGACAUUGUUUGAUAUAUGGAUAAUGACUGAACGUGGAGUGAUAGAAUCUUGGAUCAGAUUAGUCAGUUUUGGACCACUCCCGAAUCCUAUUAGACCAUUAGGAUUUUGGAAUAAUAGUGGAUUGCUCUUGGAAGACUUUGAAGGGCGGCUGAUGUUAUAUGAUCACAGCACCCAACAGCUGAAAAAUCUUCAUCUUCAACUCGAGGGAGACUUGGGAACUUUAGAAGUAGUGAACUAUGAGGAGAAUCUUGUUCCCAAACAACUCUAG
Messenger RNA from Tripterygium wilfordii, 471 nucleotides. RefSeq lists its product as uncharacterized. The transcript has a single exon. NCBI's taxonomy places the organism in Eukaryota, Viridiplantae, Streptophyta, Magnoliopsida, Celastrales, Celastraceae. The record is from RefSeq and is a predicted model, not a curated record. The coding region runs from base 1 to 471 and encodes 156 amino acids.